This is a messenger RNA of Mus musculus (house mouse), 2454 nucleotides long. RefSeq names its product predicted gene, 53778. The transcript has 2 exons. NCBI's taxonomy places the organism in Eukaryota, Metazoa, Chordata, Mammalia, Rodentia, Muridae. The record is from RefSeq and is a predicted model, not a curated record. The coding region runs from base 314 to 1405 and encodes 363 amino acids.
AGAUCUGUAUCUGGCGGUUCCGCGGAAGAACUGACGAGUUCGUAUUCCCGGCCGCAGCCCCUGGGAGACGUCCCAGCGGCUUCGGGGGCCCGUUUUGUGGCCCAUUCUGUAUCAGUUAACCUACCCGAGUCGGACUUUUUGGAGCUCCGCCACUGUACGUGGCUUUGUUGGGGGACGAGAGACAGAGACACUUCCCGCCCCCGUCUGGAUUUUUGCUUUCGGUUUUACGCCGAAACCGCGCUGCGCGUCUGAUUUGUUUUAUUGCUCUUUUGUUCUUCGUUAGUUUUUUCUGUCUUUAAGUGUUUUCAAGAUCAUGGGACAGACCGUAACUACCCCUCUGAGUCUAACCUUGCAGCACUGGGGAGAUGUCCAGCGCAUUGCAUCCAACCAGUCUGUGGAUGUCAGGAAGAGGCGCUGGAUUACCUUCUGUUCCGCCGAAUGGCCAACUUUCAAUGUAGGAUGGCCUCAGGAUGGUACUUUCAAUUUAAGUAUUAUCUCUCAGGUUAAGUCUAGAGUGUUUUGUCCUGGUCCCCACGGACACCCGGAUCAGGUCCCAUAUAUCGUUACCUGGGAGGCACUUGCCUAUGACCCCCCUCCGUGGGUCAAACCGUUUGUUUCUCCUAAACCUCCUCCCUUGCCGACAGCUCCCGUCCUCCCGCCCGGUCCUUCUGCGCAACCUCCGUCCCGAUCUGCCCUUUACCCUGCCCUUACCCCCUCUAUAAAGUCCAAACCUCCUAAGCCCCAGGUUCUCCCUGAUAGCGGCGGACCUCUCAUUGACCUUCUCACAGAGGACCCCCCCGCCGUACGGAGCACAACCUUCCUCCUCUGCCAGAGAGAACGAAGAAGAAGAGGCGGCCACCACCUCCGAGGUUUCCCCCCCUUCUCCCAUGGCGUCUCGACUGCGGGGAAGGAGAGACCCUCCCGCAGCGGACUCCACCUCCUCCCAGGCAUUCCCACUCCGUAUGGGGGAGAUGGCCAGCUUCAGUACUGGCCGUUUUCCUCCUCUGACUUAUAUAAUUGGAAAAAUAAUAACCCUUCCUUUUCUGAAGAUCCAGCUCACUUACAGGCCCUCCAAGCAGUACAACGAGAGGUCUGGAAGCCUCUGGCCGCUGCCUAUCAGGACCAACAAGACCAGCCUGUGAUACCACACCCCUUCCGUGUCGGCGACACCGUGUGGGUACGCCGGCACCAGACUAAGAACUUGGAACCUCGCUGGAAAGGACCCUACACCGUCCUGCUGACCACCCCCACCGCUCUCAAAGUAGACGGCAUCGCUGCGUGGAUCCACGCCGCUCACGUAAAAGCGGCGACAACCCCUCCGGCCGGAACAGCAUCAGGACCGACAUGGAAGGUCCAGCGUUCUCAAAACCCCUUAAAGAUAAGAUUAACCCGUGGGCCCCCCUGAUAGUCCUGGGGAUCUUAAUAAGGGCAGGAGUAUCAGUACCACAUGACAGCCCUCAUCAGGUCUUCAAUGUUACUUGGAGAGUUACCAACUUAAUGACAGGACAAACAGCUAAUGCUACCUCCCUCCUGGGGACAAUGACCGAUGCCUUUCCCAAACUGUACUUUGACUUGUGCGAUUUAAUAGGGGACGACUGGGAUGAGACUGGACUCGGGUGUCGCACUCCCGGGGGAAGAAAAAGGGCAAGAACAUUUGACUUCUAUGUUUGCCCCGGGCAUACUGUACCAACAGGGUGUGGAGGCCCGAGAGAGGGCUACUGUGGCAAAUGGGGCUGUGAGACCACUGGACAGGCAUACUGGAAGCCAUCAUCAUCAUGGGACCUUAUUUCCCUUAAGCGAGGAAACACCCCUCGGAAUCAGGGCCCCUUGAUAAUACUCUUAUUAAUCCUACUCUUCGGACCCUGUAUUCUCAACCGCUUGGUCCAGUUUGUAAAAGACAGAAUUUCGGUGGUGCAGGCCCUGGUUCUGACCCAACAGUAUCACCAACUCAAAUCAAUAGGUCCAGAAGAAGUGGAAUCACGUGAAUAAAAGAUUUUAUUCAGUUUCCAGAAAGAGGGGGGAAUGAAAGACCCCACCAUAAGGCUUAGCAAGCUAGCUGCAGUAACGCCAUUUUGCAAGGCAUGAAAAAGUACCAGAGCUGGGUUCUCAAAAGUUACAAGGAAGUUCAGUUAUAGAUUAACAGUUAAAGAUCAAGGCUGAAUAGCACUGGGACAGGGGCCGAACAGGAUAUCGGUGGUCAAGCACCUGGGCCCCGGCUCAGGGCCAAGAACAGAUGGUUCUCAGAUAAAGCGGAACCAGCAACAGACACAGAAGCCCCGAUAGACGUCAGUGUUAGCAGAACUAGCUUCACUGAUUUAGAAAAAUAGAGGUGCACAGUGCUCUGGUCACUCCUUGAACCUGUGUGUCUGCCAACGUUCUGACCAGAUAUGUGCCCAUUGCUGAACCUUCAUUAGACUCUUUCCUUGUACCCCUCCCCUACCCAUUUCUUGAAAA